CUCUGCGGUGACAGUUACUGUAAAAUUUGUUAUGAAUUUUUUGCUGAGACGUGUGCUUAGAGUAUGUCAGUGGCACGCUUUCUAUUAAAUUUUUUGUAUAUUAUAAACCACUGCGCAAUUGUCGCGCAGCUUUGAUUGUCACGUGCGUCGUCUCGUGACAACAGGAAGGAGGAACAAAAACACUGUGAGGAUGCCCCUGCUGCUGCUUUGAUACUUUUCAACUCUUCAUUUUUCAUUUGCAGAAAGCAACAGACAGCAAUGACUUCAAUUAUAAAAGAAACACAAAGCAUAAAAGAAGCGGUGACUUUCAUCAAUGCGAUUGAUGUGAACAAGUUCUCCAGGCUGAUCUCCCGCAUCAUACAAAAGCUUCAUCUGAAGGGAGAGCGAACAUUUAGUGAAGAAGAGGAGCAAAAACUUCAAGCUGCUCUCUCAUUGGAUAAACAGGCUCUCAGUCUUGUCCUGGAAACUGCUGCCUUUAUACUAGAGCAGGCCGUGUAUCAUAAUGUAAAGCCAGCCUCUCUGCAGCAACAGCUCGAGGCGGUUCAUUUAAAUCCAGACAAGGCAGAGAUGUUCUCUCAAACCUGGGCCACCGCCGGACCUGAGCUGAUGGAGAGACUCAAGCACAAUAUCUUUGCCCCAAAGAAGCUGGAGUAUGUGGGCUGGCAGUUAAACCUGCAGAUGGCCCAGUCCAGCCAAGCCAGACUGAAGUCUCCCAGUGCUGUCCUCCAGCUGGGGCUCCACAGUGAAGACUCUGAGGUUCAGGAAAAUAUCUUUGUUGAAUUUAACCAUGAGGAGCUGGUUGAGUUCUAUAACAAGCUGGAAAUCAUGCAAGGCCAAUUGGAUUCCCUCACUUGAUGCUCACACACACGCACACACACAGAGUUGCCGUUAGUGUUUUGCUGAUAGCAAUGCCAGCUGGCUUUGCAAGUCCAUUCUUUCUCUGAUUUAUUAGAGAAAAGUUUCAAAAUUUGAUGUAUGGAGUCCCAUUAAAUCCAGGUUUGUAUUUCUAACUCAAGGAGGUUGUUGUGAUGAAUCAAACUUUGCUCAAAGUCUUUUAUGUCUUCAUCAGGGAAAUGCUGGGAAAGUUUACUCUGUAAAUGUAAAUUGCGCUGAAACACGUUUCAUAGUAACAUUUUUCUAUGCCAUGUUUGCUUGCCCUGUAAAUCAGUUACAAUAAGAUGUUAAAAAUGUGCCAGUAGUCAAUGAUCUUCAAACUUCACUGUGGAAAUAAAAUUGGAAGUAAAAUGAAGUUAAAUGUUAUGUUGAGUUGAAAUGAAUGGGUUUUGUAACUUGGAGAAUGAACUAGUGUCCACGCCAUUCUAAUAAAAUCUGAAGUGAAGGUGAAAUCC
Molecule: messenger RNA, 1349 nt
Organism: Scatophagus argus
Lineage: Eukaryota; Metazoa; Chordata; Actinopteri; Scatophagidae
Gene: commd10
Product: COMM domain containing 10
Exons: 7
Coding region: 259-855 (198 amino acids)
Source: RefSeq, a predicted model, not a curated record